CUAUCAUGCACCCCCUCUCCUUCAACGUAGAACAAAUGCAUCGGGCUUUAUUUGUCUCGGAAGUCCUCCUGGAGAUAUUCAUCAAUUUGAAUCAGCUCCCAACCACAGAGGGCUGGACUCAAUCUCUGACGCAGAGAUCCCUUGCAGCCCUUGCCAGGACAUGCAAAACCUUCCACGAGCCUGCAAUGGAUUUGCUUUGGGCUAACAUGCCUGGGUUACGACCACUGUUGGGCUGUGUGACGAGGUUACAUUCAAUGAUAUAUGAUCCUGAGACCAAGUACUCCUGGUCUCAGUGCGUCGACCCAUUAGCUGAGCACGAGUUCCAUGAAUUUUUGCGUCAUUCGGCGCGUGUACGCAGCAUGACCAUAUCAUCCAACACAUAUUUUCGCCUUCUUACGGCCCUCCCCAUCGAGACAUGCGUAUUCCCAGGACUGAUCUCAUUAUCCUGGAUGGUUCAACGCACGAAUAUUGGAGAUUUGCACUUUUUCCUGUCCCCUACGCUGCUCAAUUGUUCUGUGUCGGAAUUCCAUUCAGAUUUGACACAUAUCGGGACACGUUGUGCUGCCCUGGAGGCAAUAACCCUCCUGGAGGAUAGCGGCACAGUGCAGCUGUCUGCAACCGUCCGUUCAUGCAAGCGGCUCAAAUAUCUGGAAUGUCCACCGCUUGACUCGGCAGCGUGGAUGCACCUCUCCACCGUCCCCACCCUUCUCAAGGUGAAGAUUGUCGCAUCACGCAUUAUUCAUUUCCCCUUGGACAAUCUCAAUUUUGCAACUUUCCUCAACCUCACGACUCUUUGCUUCCGCCGAAUGGAAGUGGCAGCUGUUGUCACAAUCAUGCAACAUUUUGAAUUUCCCUCGCUAAAAGAGUUCGAGAUGCACGUCCGUGUUUUACCUUGGGCAGAGGCUGAGCAACUUUGUCGUGCACUGUCACAGUGCAAAGCAAACCAGACCCUUGAACAUAUAUGUAUUUCUUCCCGCGAUAGAAUUCCGCAGCACUCAGGCGACCCUUUAACAGCAGUUAGACAGUUUCUUUGCUUUACGCAGCUGCGAACGCUAAGACUAUCUACUCAUUGCUUCAUCUACCUCGACGAUGACCUUCUUCUUGAGGCCAUGACAAGUUGGCCGUACAUUCGCUCCCUGUCAUUAGAUGACUGGCAUAUUUGUCCACCUACCGUUACAUUCCGUGGGUUGAUCGCGGCGCUCCGCCUAUGCCCAUACUUGCAAUACCUGCAAGUACCGGUCGACUUUCGGAAUAUUGACAUCGGUCCUGAAGCCAAGUUAUUUCAAAACACCUCCCUACAAAAUUUGACUAUAGCCUCAUCUGAGCCCAAGGAGACGGAUUCGGAAGCUGUCGCUCGCAUCAUUUACUCCGUGCUUCCUGCCGUCGAGCAAGUUAUGCGUGGAAACGGCAACGUACGGUUGUGGAACAACGUCAACAGGCAUCUCGAACUCCUUAGAAACAAAUCUUCCUCGGCGUCUGGCCACUUUAUCACAGGAGCAGCAUCACAGACCUGAGUUCAGGGUAUGCUCAUGUUUCAGGAAUUGUCAAAGUUACGGUCGGAUAUUCCGAUAGGUAGAAAAAGAGAAAGUCGGGGCCGGAAUGGCUAUCGAUCAGCUGCACUCAAAUAUUUGUUUCGAGGGCUUAGAUUGAAACAUACCGACCGCUAUAUACUAGUAUGUGUAUAUAUGUAAAUAUCUUCGACGUCUGUACAUAUGUCAAUGAUCUACCAAAUCGUUCAA
Suillus clintonianus is the source of this 1739-nucleotide messenger RNA. RefSeq lists its product as uncharacterized. NCBI's taxonomy places the organism in Eukaryota, Fungi, Basidiomycota, Agaricomycetes, Boletales, Suillaceae. The transcript is spliced from 2 exons. The record is from RefSeq and is a predicted model, not a curated record. The coding region runs from base 6 to 1514 and encodes 502 amino acids.